AUGGCGCUCGUACCGCGCGCGCGCUGCGCUGAUAAAUACCGCGCGUUUAGUUGUAAACCAGUGGUAUUAACUCCGAUCAAAACAGCUCCAAACGAGCCUAAAUUAAGCUUCAACGAAGUUGAAAAAUGCUCUACCGAUCUCACCAUUAACAAACAGAUAUCAGCAGGCACCAUUGGAGAGUGCCUGAGUUCGGACGUUCCUCUCAUUGGCAAUCGCGAUAAGGCGCGGGGGGCACUCACUAAAUCCUCCGGGCGUCCAAAUAAAGCAUCGUCCGCCGAGGUCCAGACGCGCGGUCGUCUCCGACCCAUAGCGCCCCGCUUUUGUCCACCGGUUGCCCCA
Molecule: messenger RNA, 339 nt
Organism: Iphiclides podalirius (scarce swallowtail)
Lineage: Eukaryota; Metazoa; Arthropoda; Insecta; Lepidoptera; Papilionidae
Source: the annotation of a GenBank genome assembly